This is a messenger RNA of Solenopsis invicta (red fire ant), 1248 nucleotides long. RefSeq lists its product as uncharacterized. The transcript has 2 exons. Lineage: Eukaryota; Metazoa; Arthropoda; Insecta; Hymenoptera; Formicidae. The record is from RefSeq and is a predicted model, not a curated record. The coding region runs from base 223 to 1149 and encodes 308 amino acids.
CCUUCCUUUUAUAGAACACCCUCACCACAGCACAAGUCUACCAAUCACCGUGUACUUUAUUCGCUUAAGUACAAGGUGAUUCGUAAACUCGGGCUGUGGUGAGAGUAUUCUAUAACUUUGGUGUUCCGCUUUUAUCGCCCCAUAGAACCAAAGUUAAGGAGACUAUACUGUAUUUAUUUUUCUCAAUUUUUGUAAAUUUUAUUGUUCUAACUUUAUUUAUAGAUGAGACGUUUUACGCUGGAAGAAAAGAUGUUUUGUAUAGGAUUAUACCGUAGAUCUCGUUCAUCCUACUCCUUUCUGUCCAAAUACUUGCUGUGUCCUUCUAUAACUACUUUAAAUAAGCAAUUACAACGUAUUCCUUUCAAUGCAGGGUGCAAUAUGAUUACGUUUAAAUAUUUGAAGUUAGUUGCAAAGGAAGUAGAUCCCAGAGAUUUAAACGUAGUUUUACUGUGGGAAGAAAUGUCAUUAAAACCUGCCGUACAUUAUGAUAAAAAAAGAGAUAUAAUAAUUGGAUUUGAAGAUUGGGGAAUGCGCAGAAAAAGAAACUUUGCCGAUCACGCAAUCUUAUUUUAUAUUCGAUGCCUUGCAUCGGGGAAUCACAUGGCUCUUGGAUACGGGUUUUGUGAAAGCGCAACUCGAAGUAUUCAACUAGUACAGUGCAUUAAACAAUGGCUGAAUAUGAUAGUAAAAUGCGGUUUUAAACCUGUUGCUACCGUCUGCGAUCAAGGAGGGCCAAAUGUUGCAGCCAUAAAUAUGUUAAUAAAAGAGGCAAAUGAAAAACGAAUAAAGCAACAUAAGAUUCCUGAAAAUACAUUUAUCGUAUCCAAUUGUGAAGUUGUACCUUUGUACGAUUAUGUACACUUACAAAAAGGUGUACGCAAUAAUUUGCUAACAAAAGAUUUGGUUGUUGAUAAAUUUAAAAAAGAGUCUGAGAGACAAUUCGCCUCAUGGAACGACAUUAUUACUGUUUAUGAAAUAGAUAAAUAUUCUUUCUUAAAACAACGUCAAAUGCCAAAAUUGACCAAUAAACACAUUUUUCCAAAUUGUAUUCCCAAAAUGAGAGUAAAAUAUGCGACACAAGUAAUCAGCCAUACAGUGGCAAAUUUCAUUGAUGUCAUUCUGACAUGGAAUCAAGGUAAAAUACUAUAAUCAUUGAAAAGAAAGUAUUUUCGGUUUAUGAAGUUUUUACAAAAAGUUUGUACAAAAUACAACACAUAAUACUCUAAUAUCAUUUUUCAUUACAGGUCU